UCUCCUUUCCCGCGUACUCGCAACAAAUUUCGACGAUGAAAAACUCAAAAAGUUAGGGAAACACUCGUCAUUUUCCUCUACAUGGUUCGGUUCCGCACUCAGUUUCCAUUUUUGUGAAUGGAGAACUCGAAGCGAUGGAUGGUGACCUACACAAAGCACAUCAAACAGAAACGCAAGGUCUACCAAGAUGGAUUCCUAGUGCUCAACAUUGCCAGCAGCAAGGUGGCGCUGUAUGACGAGUGCGAGAAACUGUUGGAGUGUAGGCUCUUGAAGAAAGAUGAAACUGUUACCUCCAGUGAAACGUUGGUUUUCGACGGUUACCUUGUUGACAUCGGUGAUUCUGAGGGAAGCAAGGAGCCUAAAUCUGAUUUGAAUGUUGAUAGAAAGCUUAAUAAUCAUUCGCGUUUGCGUUUCAAGUCUCCUUCUGGUUUGAAUUCUCUGUAG
Molecule: messenger RNA, 444 nt
Organism: Abrus precatorius (Indian licorice)
Lineage: Eukaryota; Viridiplantae; Streptophyta; Magnoliopsida; Fabales; Fabaceae
Exons: 2
Coding region: 118-444 (108 amino acids)
Biological process (GO): double-strand break repair
Cellular component (GO): site of double-strand break; nucleus
Source: RefSeq, a predicted model, not a curated record